AUGGGCAUCAAUAUGCAGCUUACUCAAGGUUCGGGAUUUGUCCAUGCAUGCUGCAAAGAAGUUCUCACACCUGACUGUAGAGUGGUGCUCCAGAAGACAGAUACUCUGGAAUUCCUUGAUGAUUUUUCUGGAUCCAAUUCCAGCAUGAAAUUAAACGCACGGAAAUUGCUGAACGUGCCCCUUUUCCAACCUUUUGAAGUGGAUCCAAAUGUUUACAAGGAAUAUAAGGUGUUUUUAGAAAACAAAUCAAAGAACUGGAUCUUGAAGGCCAACUCUCUUUUUCUAUAUCAAGUUUUUCCUGGUAAUACUUCUUCGUGGCUGCACCUCCUUCACCAUGCUAUAAAGGAAAAACAGUAUCGUAAGGUGGAGAAUCUGCUCCAUUUUUUCAGAGAGUCCUGCCCUGAUAUAAUUAAUCAACUGGAAACUUCAUCAGGCCUGAGAGCCCUGCACACGGCAUGCCAGACUGGACAAUUUAAUGUCGCGCUGGCACUGCUGGAAAGUGGGGCGUCCAUAAACAAGACUAGUAAAAAAGGCCAUACGGCGUUAGAAUCUGCCAUAUUAGGACAACACAAAGGGAUUUGCCAGCUUUUAAUUGAGUGGGGGUGCAGUCUACCUGCCAAGAACAUCAAAGGACAGAAAGAUCUGAACGUUAAUUUAAAUCACGACCAAGACCUCAGAGACUAUUGCAAAAGUUAUAGUGAAAUGUGGCAAUCUAUAGUUCCCCAAGUUAUUCAGGGAAACAUUGAAUCCAUAAAAAAGAUUGUAGAAGAUCAUACAAAUGGACUUCAAGUUAUGGCCAGUCUGAGGAGCAGGUGUAUUGAUGGAAGCACACUGUUGCAUGUGGCUGCAUAUUAUGGAGAAGCAGAACUCGUUGAGACACUUUUGCAAUUACAACUUGAUGUAGAUAUAUUAGAUUACAAAGGGGCAACCGCUUUGCAACGCAGCAGAGAUGUGAAAAUAAUGCAGCUUUUACUAAAGCAUGGAGCUGAUGUAAAGUGGAGUGAUGAUGAUGGCAAUACAGCUCUACACAUGGUUUGCUUUGGUGAGCCAGGGAAGCCCUCCACUAUUGACUGUUUGCUGUUUCUGAUUUCUCAAGGAGCAUCGAAGAAAAAGCAAAAUAAAAAAGGCCUUCAAGCAGUUCAUUGUGCUGCUAUACAAGGUCGAAUAGACGUUAUCGAGACUAUCGUGGAAUCUUAUGCUACAGAAUGGGGUAGAAUCCACAAAGAGAUGAUGGAAAAGAACACACCAAGCCUUCCAUAUCUUGCAUUAUCUAACAACCACUUGGAGUGUACUAAAUGGUUACUUUCAAAAGACAUAUCCUUCAAAGAAAGAGAACAGGAAGAAUUGUUGUUUUACAUAAUUUACGAUGAUGUUCAAACAGAAUGCCAUGUGCAGAAUAUCCGUUUUCUCAUUAGCAAUGGAUUGAAUGUGAACACCUGUGACAGCUGUGGAAACAGUGCUUUGCAUUUGGCUGCUCUCCGCAUCAACUGUUAUGAGAUUCUUCAACUGCUAUUGAGUUCAGGAAGUGAGGUUGAUGUGCAAAAUGACAGAAACAUGACUCCUCUUUUUAAUGCCAUCUUUGCAUCAAACUUUCAUGGAGCUAAACUUUUGCUUGAUUAUGGAGCAAAUGUGAAGCAUUUGGAUAAUCAAGGAUUUACUGCAUUUGCACACAUUCAUAACACUGAUGACUGGAUUGCAUGUGGUCUAUUCAGUGAUGACAUAAAUGAAUUAUUAAAAGCUUAUGAACUGCAGAAGGAAGUUCGGUUUGUAAAACAUGUGGCUAACCAGAUAAGGAAGAGUGAAAGUUCACAUCGUUAUUCUAGAAUUAUAGGCGUCCAUGAAUUGCUUACCUUUAGAAGUCUGCAUCAUUGA
Molecule: messenger RNA, 1872 nt
Organism: Pelobates fuscus (common spadefoot toad)
Lineage: Eukaryota; Metazoa; Chordata; Amphibia; Anura; Pelobatidae
Product: ankyrin repeat domain-containing protein 27-like
Exons: 16
Coding region: 1-1872 (623 amino acids)
Biological process (GO): positive regulation of transcription by RNA polymerase II
Cellular component (GO): nucleus
Molecular function (GO): transcription cis-regulatory region binding; protein binding
Source: RefSeq, a predicted model, not a curated record